AUGGCGUCUCCCAAUAAACCAACCAAAAAGGGAGUUAGUCAAUCAGAUGAUACAGGACCAAAAGAUAUCGAUGUAUCAUCACCAAUUCCAAUUAAAAGUUUAAAUGCAUUCAAAAAUCAAGAUCAAUUCAAGUUUGAUAAUAAUGGUUAUACAUCAUUCGAUUCGAGAUCAUUCACACCAAAUACAUGGGGAUCAGUUCAAAAUCAUCUUACAAGAAGACCAUCAUAUAAUACUUUAGUAUCAUCAAGAGAAAAACAUUAUAAUUUAGAUUAUCCAAAAGAUUCAAAUGAAUUAUUAAAAUUACAAUUAGAUCCAACAUCCAGGUUUUUUGCAAGAUCUAGACCAAGAACUUUAAAUUUACCUUCUUUAUUACCUUAUAAAAUUGAAAAUCCAGAAGAACAAGCAAAAUUUUUAAGUCAUAUAGUUUCACAUUUAUAUAUUGCCAUUAAAUCUUUAGAUAUUCAAGGAUCAUUAUCUAUUAGUGCAAAGGAUUUAGCAGCAUUAAAAGAUUCAAUCUCAGAUGUUGAUAUAGCAUUAGAAACCACUUUAUUUGAAAUGAACAAUACAGAAGAAGAAGAAAUCGUGGAAGAGAUUGAUAGUUCUGAUGAAGAGAUGGAUAGUUCUGAUGAUGAAGAAGUAGUAGAAGAUGAUUCAGAUGAAGAUGAUAAAGAUGCAACUAAUCAACACAAAAAAUCACCAAAAUCAGCAGCAGUUGUAAGUGUUAGAACAUGGACUCAUGAAUUGUUAAUUUGGAUGAAAAUGAAAUAUGAUAUGCCUUUAAGUUUAAGAGUUAAUUUAUCAAAAGUAUACUAUGCAUUAUGUCUUUGUCGAGGCCAACAUGUUAAUGUAAAAACAUAUGUUCGAGUAUUUGAAUUAUUAACAAGUGAUCAAAAAUUAUUAGCUGAUGCUGGAUUGAAAUUAUCUUGGGUUGAAUUAUAUGAAGAAUUUCAAAAUUUAUUCCCUUCACCAAUACAUGCAAUGGAAAAAAAAGAUCAAAAAUAUUUAUCAAAAUUAGCAUCAAGAGCAUCUAGAUUUUAUGAUCCAAAAAGUUUACCUGAAAUAUUUGCAAAAUUAGGUAAUAAUUUUUCUCCAUCAGUUUCGGCAUUAACUAUUUCAGCAUUUCCUUUAUUACCAACAACUUUUGGUAAUGGUGUUAAUGAUAUUUAUGAUAUUCGACAUUAUAUUGAACCAUUAUUUCAUAUGUGGUUAAAAUUGAAUAAAAAUAAAGAUUUAGAAGAUCAAAUAACGUGUAGAUUAGGAAUAAUAGCAAUGGAAACAUUAAUUAAAUUAAAUGAUGAACCCAUAUUGUUAGGAAAAUUUGGAAUUUUCACUAAAGAUCAAAUGGAAUUUUUAUUUAAUGAUUUAUUGAAUAGUUUAGGUAUAAGAAUUCUGAAAUUUUCAUCAAAAAAAGUAAAAUAUUUUCAUGGAUUUGCUUCAACUAUAGUAUUUUCAAUAACUGAAUCACAAGCUGAAAUAAUAGAUUAUAUAAGGUCACUUAUAAAUGCAAUUGAAAGUUAUGUUCAUCCUUCAAAUUCAGGUGAUUGGACAAGACCAAUUUCAAAAUUCAUACUUGCUAUAAUUUAUCAAUUUCAUAAAAGAUAUAAUAUGGAAAAUGAAAUUGAUGGGUUACUUUAUAAAAUUUCUGUUAAAUUAAGCUCAACUACUGUUCACGAAUUUGUUAAAAUCAUGCUUCCUAUUGUUAAAAUUGGUAUACAAUCGAAAAAAAGUGAUGCUUCUGGAGAUUAUCUUUCAGCUUUAAAUCUUUUAUCAUUAUUAGAUUCUGAAUAUGUUUUGGAAAAUACUUUAUUAGAUAUAUAUGAAUCUUUGGAAGGUGUAAUAUCAACACAUAGAGUAUUGAAUGCAUUACGUAUGAUUGAUUCCUUAGCUAGACCACUUGUUUCAACACCAGUAUUCAGAGUUCAUUUAACAAGAAUUUUACUGUUGAUAAUUCCAGGAAUUGAUUCAAAUGAUUUAGUAAAAACAUUACAAACUUUAGAAGUGUUUUCAGCUAUUGCUAAUUUCACUCCAAUAUAUAAUUUAAAUGAAUAUGAAGAUACUUCAUUAGCAAUGGAAUUCACUCAAAAUCAUAUAGAAUAUCUUCAAAGAAAAAUAUACAAUAAUGAUGAAAUUUUUGAAUAUGAUAAAAAUUUAGAAAUUGAAGCUUUAAAAUCAUCAACAUCAGCUUUUAAAGAUAUUUUUAAAUCACUAGCACAAAGAGUACCUCCAUUAUUAGAAAAUUUACCUGAUCCUGCUAAAAGUUCAGGUUUAGAAAAAGAUUUAGCUAUUUCAUUACCAAAAUUUUUUUAUGUCAUAUUUGAAUCAAUGUCAGAUGAAAUUUUUAAAAUAUUUAAAGAUGAAUUAUUUGAAUUUGUAUUUAAUAAUGUACAUCAUUUAAUAGCUAUAACAGUUGGAGAACUUUGUGGUGCAAUAAUUAAAAGAGAUCCUAAAUCUUUUAAAUUAAAUGCAACCAUUUUAAUGGAAAAAAUUAGAGACGAAAUUGAUGAAAAUGGUGCAGGUACUUCCAGAAGUAUUGAAGUUGCUCCAAGAGAUCAAGCAUUAUAUUGGUAUUUAACGAUUUUUAAAUAUUGUGCUGGUAAUGCUGGCUCACAAUUAGUUAAAAUGCCAGAAUUAAAAGAAUUUUCAUUUUAUUUAAUGGAUCAUAUUGAAGGUGCUUGUGUUUCAGUUGCAACUUCUUUAGUAUUUCAUAUUUUACAAAAUGUAACUAAAAUAAGAGUUAAAGAAAGUAGAUUAAUAUCACCUGAAUAUGAAACAAAACAUGGAAUUACUGAAAAAUGUUGGGGUGGAUUUUGGGAUUCUAAAACUAGAUUUGAAAAUAUAAGAUUUGAUUGGUUUGUUCCAACUGAAGUUGAAGUUCAAUUUGCUUAUAAAUUUUUUAAUGAUCAUGUUAUGAAAUGUAUUGAAAAUAUAAUGAAUUUAAUGAAAAAUUAUGAAAAUAACCCACAACCAAAUAAUUCAAUUGUAUUACUUGAUUCAAUUAGGAAAAAUUUAUUAUAUUUUAAUAAUUCAUUAAGUGGUGUUGCAUUUUUGUUAGAUCCUUCAUUUGAAGAAGAUAUACCUAUUUUAAAUCAUGAAAAUGAAACAAUUCAACAAAGACUUUCAUUAUUAAAUAAAAUUAGAAAUUCAGUAUGUUCUACUCAAAAGGAUACAACAUAUGAAGAAAAACAAAAAGUUAGUGGAGAUAUUCAAAAAGUAAUAGAAGAAUUGAAAAGUGAAGAUCUUUUAGAAUAUAUAACAGGAUUUGAAAAUUUAGGAGAAAUUGAGGAAUCACCAAAACCUAAAUCACCAUUGAAAUCAGCUCCUAAAUCAGCUAUUCAAAAAGAACUUACUCCUGUAUCUGGUAGAGAAACACCAAGUAUUGAAGGAGUUCAAAUGUCUUCUACAAAUCCUGCAAUAACAUUUAGAGAAAAAAGUUUAUAUACUUCAAGUUACUUUUUUGGAAAUACUAAAGAUAAAAAAUUUAAUGAUUUAUAUAUGAAAAUACAUAAAACAAGAUAUUUAGUGGGGAAAAGUUUACAUUAUAUUUGUAAAUUCUUAUUAGCCAAUUUUCAUGAUAAUACAAGAGUUUUUAAAAAUUUAUUAAAUACAAUAAAUGUAUGGAUUUCUGAUGUUGGAAGAGAAAGACUUCAUCAUUCAAGUAAUGCAGAAAUUGAUUAUGGAUAUGUUAGUUUUCUUCAAACAAUUAAUCGAAUAAGAAAACCAUUUACAAGAAUUGCUAUUGGUGCAAGAUUAGAAUCAUAUCAUCAAUCAAGAUUAUCAUUACAUGCUACAGCUAGAUCUGAAACUGGUUUAGAUCGUGUUUUAGUCGAAGAUGUUAUUAAUCUUUCUGGGUCAACUUAUUCCACUAUUUCAUCGAGUGCUCAAAAAGUUUUAUUGGACUGUAUGAGAAGAAUUAGUGGGUCUUAUAGUCAUAUAGUCAGAUCAACCACGCGAAAUCUUACCAAAGCUUUAGAAGCAAAUGAUGAUAAGAAAAUUGAAAGUAUUUUAAAAGUUCUUAAUCUUAAAAGAAUUAAAUAUAAAUUAAGCAAUGAUUAUAUUAAUGUUCAAAAAUAUAUUGAUUUAUUAGAACGUUGUUUAAAAAUUGAUGAACCAAAAGUUCAUAAAGUUUGUCAAAGUUUAUUUGAUGGGAUUUGUAAAAACAUAACUACUCCUAGUUAUACAUGUAUUAUAGAUCAUGAUGCAAUAGAUUUAAUACGACCACCUGAUGAAUAUAUUGAUUUAGAAAUUAAAGCAGUUCAAUUAGCAAAAGAUAAAAAAAGAAAAUUAUAUUUUGAUAAAUUAAAAAAAUUAGAAGAUAAAAUUAUAGAAGAUGAUAAACCAAAUUUACAUUGGAAAAUUUCAUUACUGAAUCAAGAAUUUUUAGUUAAUUUACAACUGCAUUUAGAUAUUCAAUUACGUGGUGAUAUUUUGGAGAAGCUAUUUCAUCAAGCUGGUAGUGGACAUCCAAUUAUUUCAAGACAAGCAUUACAUGGAAUUACUAAAUUAAUUGAUAAACUUGAAGUUUUAAGUUCUUUCAAAUAUGACUUGAAUAAUGCUUAUGAUUUAAACUUUAUACCUGAUAAAGAUUUAAAGAUCGAUACUACAGGAUCUUUUACCUCAAAAUGGUUUAAGGAAAUGAGUGAUGAAAAUCCUGAAUAUUAUAUUGAUACAAAACCAAAUUCAGGUUGGUUAUUUUGGGGUGAUCAUAUAAUAGCCGCAUCUGCAAAACCAAAUUAUAAAUGGGAUAUUCAGGAACAAGAUAAUGUCGCUCUUGCGAGAUUUGGUUUACUUAUUGAUAAAGAAUGGUUUUUAAAAAUUGUUAAAAUGUGGGUUGCAGAAGCUGAAAAUAAUAAUGCUUUUCAAAUCAUUGAUGUACAAGUUACAAGUACAUUAAUUUAUUUAAUUUCAAAUGAUUAUACUCCAAAUUUUUCAUAUUCUGAUUUAUUAUCAAUUAUUGAUGAAAUUUAUGAACCUGAAGAAAAAAGUGCUCAUAUUAUAACUUGUGAAUUAUUUGCUGGUAUAUUAUUAGCUUCAAAAGAAACAGCACCAAAAUAUUGGGAUGAACGUGAUGAAUUUAUAAUUAAAUACCUCAGAAGAAUUUUUGAAAAUGAUAUAUCACCAGGAACUCAAGCUACUUGGGCUGUAUUUUGUUUUUGGGUACCUUCACAUAUUGAUUAUAGAAGAUUUAAAAAAGUUAUUGAUGAAAUAUUAAAUUUUAAAUUAGAUCCAAAUUCUGAUCAUGCUUUUAAAGAUACUGCUAGAAUAAGUUAUAUUAAGGGAAUCUUAAGUACUAUAUCUUGGAGAUAUCCACAUUCAGAUACGAUUUUAGAUGGUUGUAUUGAGAACAUAAAUCAUAAAUAUAAUACAGUUCGAGCUGAAAUUGGUGGAUUGUUAAGUACUAUUUCUCAAAAUUAUUAUAUGGAUGGGUAUCAAGACUCUGAAACUUUCAUUAAUUCAACUGAAUUAAUACAAGAUAAUAAAUUAUUACAAAUAAUACCGAAAUUAUUUGAAAAAGUUGAACAACAUAGAUUGGAAGUUAUGGGUAAAACACCUCAAGAAAUUUUAACUUCUGAUUAUAUAUAUCUGGCUACAACUAUAUUGAAAUGGUUAAGGACAACUUUACAUAUGAACGUUUCAGUAGUACUACAAAGAUUUGCAUCUUCAUUAAUAGUUCCAUUUUUAUUAGAACUUAUUAAUAUGAAAGAAGUUUGUCAAUUAGGAAAUAUUGAUCCAAUUACAGUAUUAAAAUAUGUAAGUCAAAUCACAUAUACCAAAAAUGAACUUAAUAAUGUUCUUGAAAUGUUGAAUCAAUACUCCAAAAAAGAAUUAAAUAUAGUUCAAUCAAUAGUUAUUGGUGAAUUCACAGAAACUGUAUUUUUCAAAAAUUUAUUUAAUUUAUCAAAAAUUCAAAGAGAAAAAAUUAUAGAUAUAACAGUUUCAUUACUUUAUAGUAAACAUUUGGAAGUAAGAGAAGCAGAAGCAGAAACUUUAUCAGGUUUAAUCCAUAUGUUACCAGAUGAUACAGUAGUUCCAAAAUUUAUUAAAAUUUUUUCAAUUCAAUUAGAAACAACAAGAUCAAAAUAUAAAAGAAAUUUUAAAGAAAUACCUAAUGAAGAAAUGAUUAAAUUACAUGGUUCAACUUUAGGUUUAGGUGCAUUAGUUCAUGCUUUUUCAUUUGCUUCUCCUCCUCCAAAAUGGGUACCUGAUGUUUUAACUACAAUUGCAGAUAAUGCAACUGGUAUAUCUGGUGUAGUUGGUAAAGCUGGUAAAAAUAUAUUAGCUAGAUUUAGAAAAGAUCGUCAAGAUUCUUGGCAUAUUGACAGUCAUGUAUUUAAUGAAGAGCAUUUAUUGGCUUUAGAAGGAGUACUUUUCCGUAGUUAUUUUGUAUAG
This is a messenger RNA of Lodderomyces pseudojiufengensis, 6387 nucleotides long. It is a transcript of the gene BLM3, whose product is annotated as Blm3p. The record is from RefSeq and is a predicted model, not a curated record. NCBI's taxonomy places the organism in Eukaryota, Fungi, Ascomycota, Pichiomycetes, Serinales, Debaryomycetaceae. Bases 1 to 6387 code for a protein of 2128 amino acids. Gene Ontology annotation, biological process: proteasomal ubiquitin-independent protein catabolic process. Gene Ontology annotation, molecular function: proteasome binding; peptidase activator activity. The transcript has a single exon. Gene Ontology annotation, cellular component: cytosol; nucleus.